UUUAUCGUCAGCAGGCAAGCCUGACGUUUCGUAUUUUUUUUUUUUUUUCUCUUCAAUUGUCUCUGCUUAGACCCCCGCCCCCCACUGUCUGUUCUGCCGACCCACUGGAUGAUGGAUCAACACUCUUGAUGCGCUGGCAGCUAUGAAGCAGGCAAUAGAACAAGCAGGAUCUCUGUUCACUGGCUGGACAGAUUUCUGCUCGUUCUGCCUGUCCUCCGGGGACGACGAGAGUUUCCAUCAUCAACAAGCACUGCAGCGCAAAGGUGCUGAACGGGAGAUGAAGAUAUGCCAUACCCAGCAGCCCCGUCUCGUUCCCCCCAUGAAGCCACUUGCCUACGAUGCAGAUCCCAUCCCACGCCCUCUGCCCCGAGCAUCCACAUUGCCCGCCUGGAUGGUGGUGAGCAAGAACCGUGCAAGCAUGUCGCUAAAGAGGAAGUCGACCGCACCGAUGCGCAUCAGCGCACCGUCCGACUUUCGACGAGUGUCGAGCUUUCUGCCUGGUGCAGACGAAUUCUCUCCGUUGGAGCUGAGCUUUAACGUGCCCGGCCGUCAGCUUCCAGAUCUUCCUCAUUUUGAUGACUUCCCCUUAGAGACUGACCGUCGCUCCCCGAUUGCACGGCCUCCUCGAGCCCUACCGGGUGAGAAAGGCCAUCUAUCUCAACCACGAGCCCAGCAAAGACCCUCGUCCUCGUUCCAGCUGCCUCGCAAGCCCGUUGGCUCUGGAUCUCGUCGUUCGUCUCUGGGGGCUCAUGAAUACCUCAAUGCUGGAGACAGACAGACCUCGUCGUCCAGCCCUUUCAUCCCCCAUUUCUCCAGUCACGAUUCUGCCACCACAAGCAUUAGCACAACUCUACCAUCCCCCAAUCCUCUGCCCUACACCAACACAGACCACCGAACUCCCCUUCGACGGCCCAACCACGAAGCUGCCACUGCUGCUGGUCCUGCUGCAUACCGACCUCCCAGAACCCCAACCCGAUCCAACUGGCAGGAGAGGCCCUUACCGUCGAUACCCACCGAGGAGGACACCCCGCCAUCUUCCAGGAGCACCACAUCGCCAAGUUCACUGACUUCUCCCUCCGAUGACCGUGAUCGCACGCCACCUCGCGCCGGCCGAGUCACCCAGUGGCCGUUCCAAGCAACAAGUCCCAACAAGAGCCAGCAUUCGUCCUCUCCAUCCACUCCCUCCUGGCUGCAAUCAGCUCUCACGAGCGAGAGCCUCAAGGGCACCUUUCGCAUCCGCUCGCGCACUCUCAGCGGCUCAACCCUCGCCUCCUCCAUCUCUAAUUUGACGGGGGGGUUCAGCAAGCACCCGACUCCGUCUCUAUCAAGCAAUACUACUGUUGCUGCUGCUGCUGCUACCACCUUCACUGGAGUCGCAGGGGAAAAGGAGACAAAAGGUCCAAUCCUCGGCUGUCCGUUCGCCCUCCGCCAGCCUGAUGACCGCCAUAUCCACCCCACCAUCUUUGAGAGCGAACAUCACCAGCAGCAGCAGCAGCAGCAUCAUCAACCAGCCCGAGAACAACAGGAGUAUGAGGAACUUCACGCCCAGUAUUAUGAGAACUACCGUCAUUCUGCUGUCGGAUUGGCCUUUUGAGGGGUCCUGUCUACUGUGGUCGACGGUAGACGCCGUCCUCACAACUUUUCGUUCUUCUGCAAAAUGAGCAUAUUCGUCUGAGAUGCUAGGAUAACCCCAAUCCCAGCUCAUUCCCCUCAUUUUCACCCUAUCAACUUAUUAACCUAGUAUCAACCUCCCAUCCGCACCAUC
Aspergillus saccharolyticus JOP 1030-1 is the source of this 1765-nucleotide messenger RNA. RefSeq lists its product as uncharacterized. The record is from RefSeq and is a predicted model, not a curated record. NCBI's taxonomy places the organism in Eukaryota, Fungi, Ascomycota, Eurotiomycetes, Eurotiales, Aspergillaceae. Bases 143 to 1594 code for a protein of 483 amino acids. The transcript has 2 exons.